CGCGCCCGGCGGGGCUCAGAGUGAUCGCGCGCGGCGCUGAGUGUGAGAGCUGAAGCUCCGCUGCCGCUCCAAACAGCGGCAUCAUGAAACGGCCAUGCGAGGAGAGCACGAGCGACAGCGAGCUGGACGAGACCAUCGACGUGGGCUGUGAGAGCCUGCACUCAGGGCAGAGCAACGGACCCUUCAUCAGGUGCGGAUCCCCCACCACCACCACCCAGCUGAUGGCCAGAAAGAAGCGCAGAGGGAUCAUCGAGAAGAGACGCAGAGACAGAAUCAACAACAGUUUAUCAGAGCUCAGGAGACUCGUGCCCACUGCGUUCGAGAAACAGGGUUCCGCUAAACUAGAGAAAGCUGAAAUCCUGCAAAUGACGGUGGAUCAUCUAAAGAUGCUCCAGGCCACAGGAGGGAAAGGCUUUUUCGAUGUCCAGUCUUUGGCUAUGGACUUCAUCAGCAUUGGUUUUCGAGAGUGUCUGACGGAAGUGGCGCGGUAUUUGAGCUCGGUGGAGGGUCUGGACUCUGCUGACCCUCUCAGAGUCCGGCUCGUUUCUCACCUCAGCAGCUGCGCCUCUCACAGGGAGUCACUCGCACUGUCCCAGCAUCAGCACCACCCUCAAGCCCUGCCGCCGCACCCCUGGACCUGGAGCUUCCUGCAGCACAGUGGCCUUCCCUCAUCCUCCUCCUCUUCAUCGUCAUCCUCUUCCACGGACGUCCCUCAGCGACUUUCCUUCACUCACGGUGACUCAGCAGCACUUAGAGCACCACCUGCGGGCUGCGUCCAGCCACUGUCCACCUCCCUCCUUUCACUUUCAGCCACGCUUUCAGCUGCAGCAACACACACCUUCCCCCUGUCCUUCCCUGCAGGAUUCCCACUCUUCUCUCCAGCCGUCCCCACCUCCUCUGUGGCCUCCUCGGCCCUCAGCCCCUCCAUAUCGGCCUCGUCCGCAUCCCAGCAGAACAGCUCCACCUCCAGCUCCAGCAGUGCCAACACUAAACCCUACCGGCCGUGGGGAACUGAAGUGGGAGCCUUUUAGAAGUUGGACUUGAACAAAAGGUUAAAAGACUGGACUCUUUUCAGUCUUUGUGGACAAAGGGGAGACUGCUGACUGCUAUGGCCAUUUUUUUUGUUAAUUUUGGACUGUUCAAAGCUCUCGUGUGCUGGGACGUUUUUCACAUUUUACAGACACAGGAGAGACUGACUGUUUUAAAGGAGUACUUCAGCAUCUUUCAAUGAACUCUGUAUCUGACACAUCUGCAUUGUGCUGUUGAUCACCACAUUCAAUGCGUUUCACUCUUUUUAGAAAAGAACAGAAAAUGUGUUAACUCAAAACACACUCACAAUAAAAGCCAUUACCGAAGUCAAAUAUAUAAAACAAAAAAAUUAACCCAAAACAGAAAUGGUCAAGCUGAUACUGCAACUGUUUUACUCUCUUUUGUUGCUUUUUGCAACUUUUGAUCACUCCAAUAAUACAGAAAAAAUAGUUCUGGAUACUUUUACUUUCCAUGGUAGGUGGUAUCCACUGUGCUCAGCCUGUGAAAUCUCCACCCUCACUGAUAUCCUUCUGAAAAAUCAGUUUUUUUAUUUAUAUUUCUUCAUUCAUAAAGGCACUUAAACUAAAAGAUCUUACAAUACUACAGAAAACAACUAAUCCCCUAAAGGGAGAAAUGGUCAAUAUAUUCAUUGGAAUGGCUCAUUUAUGCUCAUUUACAGCUUAAUUUUCUAAAAGUGCAACAAAAUAUUUUUGGUAUUAAUGUUUACUGACUAAAGUCAGGAACCACCCAUUGCUUCAAUUAUUCAAAUGAUUGAACAGUCAGCACAUUUUCUGUCCUUUUUUUUAAAGUAUAGAAAAUCACAGUUAAAUUAUUUUUGUACAAUCCAGAUUUAGCAAGUCAAGCUUAGGGUGAACAUAGUAGAAGCAUUUCUUUAAUGAGCUAUUCUGGCCAUUUUUCGGCCACUGAUAUGACCUUUCUACUUUCAAAGUGCCACAAUCAGUUUUCCAAGUGCCUGCAUGUAAGUGACAUCAAAGGGAAAGUGUUGCGAGGAAAGAAACUGUAGGAUUUACAUUCAUACUCAUCACACCCAUUUGUGCAGGAGACAUGAAGAUGGUCUGUUUGUUUUUUGUAAUGGUAUGGCCUCAUCACUGUCAAUGUGAUGUCUGUUGUCUUGUCUUUUGCCCUUGGAGAGACAGUACCUCAAUUCUGCUUCAAGCUGACUUUGCUUUGUGCCAGAGGACCACACUGUUUGACGGUGUCCACAGAAUUGCUUGACUGCUAUUACAAAAAUCUGAUGUACUCACAAAAAUCUGAUGUCUUUAUGUUGACAAAAACUCAAAGAAACCAAAGGUUCUACAGAUAAUCGAUGAAAUGAGGUGUGAAUCAGAGUGUGUGUUAUAAUCUAUGAACUAACCACUCAGUCUGUAAAUAUGUGUAAGGGUGUAACUAGGGUUUAUACUGAAGCUAGAGAGCCGUAUUAUUGGCAUGACGAUGCACUUCGGUCACUACUGUUUGGAGGGGACGGGCUUCUCUCCAUAUACGAGAAAACUCACCGUAUCUGCAAAUUUGAAUGCUGUAUUUCAGAUUUGCCAGUAAAUGACACUACUGUAUCUUUUUUAAUCCCAUGUCUUCUCUGUAACAUGUAACCAAUUUUCUAUGCAAAAGCAAAAAAAAAAAAAACAAGCAGAUGUGACAGAUUAAAUUCAAUGCUUUUUAUUUGAACUCUCA
Astyanax mexicanus (Mexican tetra) is the source of this 2718-nucleotide messenger RNA. It is a transcript of the gene hey2, whose product is annotated as hes-related family bHLH transcription factor with YRPW motif 2. Lineage: Eukaryota; Metazoa; Chordata; Actinopteri; Characiformes; Acestrorhamphidae. The record is from RefSeq and is a predicted model, not a curated record. Gene Ontology annotation, molecular function: protein dimerization activity; DNA-binding transcription factor activity, RNA polymerase II-specific; RNA polymerase II cis-regulatory region sequence-specific DNA binding. Bases 84 to 1031 code for a protein of 315 amino acids. Gene Ontology annotation, cellular component: nucleus. The transcript has 5 exons. Gene Ontology annotation, biological process: anterior/posterior pattern specification; regulation of neurogenesis; Notch signaling pathway.